Molecule: messenger RNA, 1032 nt
Organism: Suhomyces tanzawaensis NRRL Y-17324
Lineage: Eukaryota; Fungi; Ascomycota; Pichiomycetes; Serinales; Debaryomycetaceae
Exons: 1
Coding region: 1-1032 (343 amino acids)
Source: RefSeq, a predicted model, not a curated record
AUGUCGUUCAAUUUCCCUAAGUUCAGCCUCCAGUCACUCCAGGACUCGCUUCCCUCCGUGGACCUGGUCAAGGAGUCGUUUUCCAAGGUCAACACCACCAAAACUGUUGACCUGUUCAAGGAGUCUCUCCAGCCAUUCACCUCCAAAACCACCCAAUUGAUAUCGUCCCAGUUGCACCAAGUGCAACAGUUGGCAUCGUUGAACGUGGCGUCCAACAUCGAGAUCAGCGAGUUGCCUGCCGACUACUUGGAGUUGGAGACCAACUGCGAUCUCUUGUUGAAGUUGUACACCGACUUGAUUGUGGUCACUGAUAACACCUACGCCAAGGUGUCGUACGACUAUCCACCUGGCAACUACGCACUCACUAAGUUGAAGGACGCCAACGUGGGUGGCAUCAUUGGCUCCAAAUUCCAGCAGUUGAGAAACGUCUCCUCUCCCCAGGAGUUGGAGAAGAUCCUCUUGGGUUCCUCUGACGAUCAACAAGAGGACACGCACGUCCAGACAACCUCCGCGGCCAUCCCCAGGACCUUGUACGGACAAUUGUCUGUGAUUUCCCAGAAGCAUAGCGACGAAUUGAAGGCUUCUGACAACGCGUUGUCGUUGGCUCUCCUCCAAGUGUCCUCAGCUUACCACGAAAUUGCGGCCGCCAGAUUGGACCAGGACAAGCACAUCAUGGACGAGUUCAAUGCCAAGUUGGUCGCCAUCUUGAACGACCAGUUCGUUAAGGUCAACGAGUUGCGCAAGCGUGUGUACUCUACCAGAUCCGAGUUCGACGUGCUCAGAGCCAAGUUCAGCGACGAAGAGGAGCAGGAGAACGAGGAGUUGAUCGCCAAGGAAGAUGAGUUGGUCAGUGCCACCGAGGAGGCCGUUUUGGAGAUGAAGAAGUUGUUGAAGCCUUCCAAGAACGUCAACUUGUUGAAGGUUUUCGUCAAGGCCCAGAAGGAGUGGUUGGAAUUAAGUGCCAAGAAGCUCGACGCGGUCUUGUCCAGCUUGGACAAGAUCGAUUUCGACGAGGAAGACGACCUCGAGUAG